Arxiozyma heterogenica is the source of this 3294-nucleotide messenger RNA. It is a transcript of the gene RAD1, whose product is annotated as ssDNA endodeoxyribonuclease RAD1. Gene Ontology annotation, cellular component: nucleotide-excision repair factor 1 complex. The transcript has a single exon. The record is from RefSeq and is a predicted model, not a curated record. Lineage: Eukaryota; Fungi; Ascomycota; Saccharomycetes; Saccharomycetales; Saccharomycetaceae. Gene Ontology annotation, molecular function: single-stranded DNA binding; damaged DNA binding; single-stranded DNA endonuclease activity. The coding region runs from base 1 to 3294 and encodes 1097 amino acids. Gene Ontology annotation, biological process: nucleotide-excision repair involved in interstrand cross-link repair; double-strand break repair via single-strand annealing, removal of nonhomologous ends; resolution of meiotic recombination intermediates.
AUGGCCCAAACUUUGUUUGUAGAAAAUGGUGACUCCGAUAUAGAAGGCCUUCAAUUAGAAUUGUCUAUGCAGGAUGAAGAUUUGACAAGAAAUACUAUUAGUAACUUGCAAUCUGAUAAAAUCAAUGAUAUAACAACAAACACUAUUAAGAUUAAGGAAGGAUCAAAUAAUUUAACUGGAGAUCAAAAUGUUAAUUCUAAUAUGGCUGAUAAAGAAACAAACAAUGAAACAAUAUCAAUAAGCCAAGAAAAUAAGCAAGAAGAAGAAGAGGAAGAUAUUCUCUUAUAUCCUUUGAUCCCUAUAGAUAAAACUAUUGACAAACUAGAAAAUAAGCCUGAUUUAAGCGAAAUUCGAUUAGUAGAUAUCAAUUUAUCACUUUCACUCCCAUUUCAAUAUGAAAUGUUACAAAGUUGUCUUAACACAGACGAUCCUCUAAUGAUUUUGGGAAAGGGAUUAGGUUUAUCUAGUGUUGUGGCAAACCUAUUAUACAUAUUAGCCACACCAAUAAAAAUUGAAAAUAAAUUGAAAAAUUCCCUUAUUAUAGUUAUGAACGCAACAACAAACGAUAAUCAGCGAUUGUCUGAUGAAUUACAAGAAUUAUCAUGGUUAGAUAUAAACAGUUCACCAGGAAAUGACAUAGAGGAUAAGGAAUAUGACAAUACUACACUAAAUGAAAGAAAGUAUUAUGUCGUCACUGCAGAUGCCGUAAGUGUUGACAAGAGAAGACAAUUAUAUCUCCAAGGUGGUAUAAUAAACGUUACAUCACGCAUAUUGAUUGUAGAUUUACUGUCAGGUAUACUGCAUCCAAAUAAAAUUACAGGAAUGGUUAUCUUAAAUGUGGAUACUCUUCGUGAUUAUUCUAAUGAGUCAUUUAUCAUUGAAAUAUAUAGAACACAAAAUAGAUGGGGAUUUAUUAAAGGGUUUUCAGAAUGUCCAGAAGCAUUUAUCACGGAGUUUUCCCCGUUAUUAAGACGUAUGAAUGAGUUAAAGUUUAAAAGAGUAUUAUUAUGGCCGAGAUUUCGUCUUGAAAUUUCUUCAGUUUUAAAUAAAAAUUCUUCUUCUACUAAUAAUAAUGUUAUAGAGGUUAAAGUCAACAUGACACAAUCAAUGUCACAGACCCAAUUUGGUAUAAUGGGAUGUUUAAAAAAAUGUAUUGAUGAAUUAAACAGGAAAAAUCCAGAAUUGUCGAUAGAAUGGUGGAAUAUUGAUAAUGUAUUAGAUAUAAAUUUUUUAAAAUCAAUAGAUACGGUUAUGAUACCUAACUGGCAUAGAAUUUCUUAUGAGUCUAAACAAUUAGUGAAAGAUAUCAGAUUUUUAAAACAUUUAUUAAAAUUAUUGAUAUCGAAUGAUUGUGUUGAUUUCUAUGAAGAAAUUCAAUUAAAUUUGGAUGCAAAUAAACCUUCGGUUACAAGAAAGUAUUCGGAGUCUCCAUGGUUAAUGGCUGAAGAGUCUCAAUUAAUUAUAUCUUAUGCAAGAAAGAGAAUAUUUUUUAAUGAUGAAUACUGUUUGGAAGAAGCACCUAAAUGGGAGCAAUUAUUAAGCAUAAUAGAUGAUAUAUCUCAUGAAAAACUGUUACAUUCUAAUUCGGGACCUACCUUAAUUGUAUGUCAUGACAAAUCUACUGUAAAACAAUUAUCUAAGAUUCUUAAAGUAUCUAAAUCAACAAAUGGAUUCAGGCACUAUUUGAUGAAGAAAUUGGAAAUCUAUAAACAGUUAAGAGAAGAACGUAAAAAAUUAGUUAAUGAAGUUAAAAAAAAGGAAAUUGAAACCUCUGAUCAGGAAUUGAAUGUAAGUGUAACUUUUGCCAAGAAAGAAGUAAGUACAAAUAGAAGAAGAACCAGAGGUGCAUCAGCCGUAGCAGCUGUGGAGCGACUAAGAAACUCAGGAAUUAAUAGUGAAAUCGAACAUAUAAUACAGAAGGCAGAUUUCACUCAAGAAUUAGCAGAUCAUAAUCUUACAGAUGAGGAGGGAGAUGAAGAUAUCAUUUAUUUAUCAGACCAUGAAGAAGAUGAACAAAAUGAAAAUUUAUCUAGAAUAGAUGAAAUAGAACAACAAUUAGAUCAUGUGCUUGAUGAAGAAGUUUAUGAACAAUUAAAAGAAGAGGGUUGGAAAAAGAGACAAGAACAGUUUGGAUUUAUAGACAGUAGUGAUCAAAUAAUCAUUGAAAGAUUUUGCAAUAUUACUGACGAAUAUUUUUUACAGGAACUUCGAUGUUCUCAUAUCAUAUUAUAUGAGCCAGACUUAGCAUUUAUUAGAAGAGUAGAAAUAUAUAGAGCCACAUAUGAUGGCAUUCUACCAAAAGUAUUUUUCAUGUAUUAUGGUGAGAGUGUAGAAGAACAAAGCCAUCUAACUGCAAUAAAAAGAGAGAAGGAUGCAUUCACAAAAUUAAUAAAAGAAAACGCUAACUUAGCUCAUCAUUACGAGACAACUGAAGAUUUAUUCCAUUUUAAAAAUUUAGCAGAAAGAAAAAUAAAACUAGCCAGAUUAAACAAAAGAAAUACAAGAAAUGCAGGUGGCCAAAAAGGAUUUCAAACAUAUACCCAAGACGUUGUGAUUGUUGAUACUCGCGAGUUUAAUGCAUCAUUACCUGGCUUACUCUUUCGUUAUGGUAUUAGGGUUGUGCCUUGUAUGCUAUCAGUUGGUGAUUAUGUAAUUACUCCAGAUAUUUGUAUCGAAAGAAAAUCUGUUUCCGAUUUAAUAGGCUCUUUACAAAAUAAUAGAUUGGUAACACAAUGUAGGAAAAUGAUCCAAUUUUAUAAGUACCCAACUUUAUUAAUUGAGUUUGAUCAAGGUCAAUCAUUUUCUUUAGAACCAUUUAGUGAAAGACGUACUUAUAAACGACAAACCAACUCCAGUACACACCCCAUAUCUAGUAAGUUAUCUCAGUAUGAAAUACAAUUACAACUCACUAAAAUAGUGACACGUUUUCCAACAUUAAAAAUAAUUUGGUCAUCUUCUCCACUUCAAAGUGUUAAUAUUAUACUGGAGUUAAAGAUGGGGAGAGAGCAGCCAGAACCAAUAGUAGCUAUCUCCUAUGGUACAAACUUAAGAAAAAACGCUGCUAAUAAAGCAAAUAAAUCAAAUACAAAAACUGAAUUAUUCAUAGAUUUAUUAAAAAUUCCAGGGUUAUCUAAGAUAGAUUAUUUCAAUAUUCGUAAAAGCGUAAAAACUUAUAGUAAAUUGCAACAUAUGACUGUACAACAAAUUACAGAUAUUAUUGGAGACAUAAACCUCGCUAAUAAGGUUUUUGAAUAUGUUGCUAAACAAAAAGAAGAAAUCGAAGAAGAUGAUUAG